This is a messenger RNA of Ooceraea biroi (clonal raider ant), 6583 nucleotides long. Its product is annotated as transcriptional regulator ATRX. Lineage: Eukaryota; Metazoa; Arthropoda; Insecta; Hymenoptera; Formicidae. Gene Ontology annotation, biological process: protein phosphorylation. The record is from RefSeq and is a predicted model, not a curated record. Gene Ontology annotation, molecular function: ATP binding; protein kinase activity.
AUGCGGAACCUACGUCGCGCGUGCUGGCUGCUCUGGGUGGGUCUACCGAUAAUCGCAGCCUACCCCGUGCCCCCGUCACUCGUCACAGACUCACCACACACUCGUUCUUGGCAAUGGGAACACUAUUGGAUGCGUUAUGCGAUUGCGCUGUCAAGUGUCACUGCCACAGCGUUAACUCUGGCCGGAUGUCUCUGUUGUCAGCGACACAGAAGACCGAAGGGAUUUCAGGACAAAGCAGAAAAAUGCAAUCAGGAAUUCAAGGAUGGGAGCAGUAUAGGACAAGAAGGCGCAUUCGAUCGAUCCGUCGAGGGAUUGGAACUAGAUGUCUCUAGGACACUAGCCGCCUCCGAGAGAGUGCAGUUUGAACCGUUACCUGUGGACACCAUCGUGUCCGGAAAUAAGAGCACUCCGAAACCGAAAGCGAUACCUUUGUCGGCACCGCGCAGCGACGAUCAAGACACCGACCACUCUAUUCUGCAGGAGCCGUGCAGUGAAUGGUUCAACUCGAACGAACUUUAUGUGCCGAGAGAGAAAUUGAAGUACCUCAGAGAGAUAGGUCACGGAUGGUUCGGGAAAGUAGUUGAAGGUCGAGCAGAUUUGGAACAGUCGAAGGAUAUACCGAAGUCGGGUGGCGUAGUCGUGAGAAUUCUUACCGAGGAAGCGACUACCAGGGAGAAGGCCUGGUUCCUCGGCGAGGCCACGCCGUAUCUGAAGCUGCGCCAUCAGAACGUUCUGGCCUUACUCGGUUUCUGCUUGGAAACCGAUCCGUACCUUCUGUUAUUCGAGUCGUGUCCGGCCGGGGACCUGAAAGGUUUCCUGCUGUCGAAUCGCGACGUCAAGUCGAGAGAGGCGCUCACCAAGGAGAACGUACCGAUACGAAUCGCGAUAGAAGUCGCGGCCGGUUUGAAGCACAUGCACAACCACGGCUUCGCGCACACGGAUCUCUCGGCGAGGAACUGUUUGGUCGCCCCGGAUCUCUCGGCCAAGUUAGGAGAUUACGGUAUUGGUGUCGAGAAAUAUCCCGAAGAUUAUUACAUUGUGGGCGAUCGGGCGUUACCUAUUAGAUGGUCCGCACCGGAAAGUCUCAACUGCACGGACACCACUAUCGAAACGCAGGAGAUCACGCCACAGGCCAACAUGUGGAGCUACGCGGUUCUGCUUUGGGAGAUUGCCAGCUGGGGAGAGAGGCCUUACAACGACAUGAACGACGAGCAAAUCAUACAGAUGAUCCUAUCCCUGAAGAAACAGUUUUUGCCGAACGGUACGCGGCUGUUGCAAAGUUAUCUCACCAAUUGUCCGCCGAACAUAUUCCAGGUGAUUCGCGUGUGUUUAAACGUCAACGCAAAAGAUAGGCCCUCUCUCGACAACGUAAAGCAGAUCAUGUUGAAUGAGCAUUCGGUACACAUGGAUUUCGAGCAGCGAUGGGAGAGUUUACGUGCGAAUAACGCUUGCAAGCAGCACGUGCGUAGUGCCAGCUUGCAAGAUUUACGCGGGAGCAUCGAUUCCGAUUACUGGACUCACAUCGUGGACGACGUGCAGGCGACGGAUACGUUGCAGUCCGCAUUUCGCCUCGGACCCGACGAACAGGUGAAGAAUAUCCCGAGGUUGAAGACUGCCACGGUAUUUCAGGAGUCCGGCUCGGAAACCGAGGAGGAAAGCUGGAAGGGUCGCAUCGAACAGGGUGUCUAUACAGAAAAAGUCAAACAAAAGUCGAAAUCCGUCACGGACCUUAUGGUGCUUGUACAUAUCGACCCCGAUUCCGACGCGGAGUGGUCACUGGGAGCUCCAGUGUCCGAGAAAAGUGUCAAGAAGAAGCUACCUGCGACUGGUAGUGAGAGCGACCUUAGACAUACCGUUCCCGCGGACGAGUUCGACGAGGCGUUAAAGAAGUUACGUGAUCCUCUGCCGAAUAACACUUCCAGUAAAGUCAGAUCGCUGGAGAAUUUGGAACGGCCAAAACUCCUGACUCUGACCAUGGAUCAGGGUCAUACGCCGAUUCUGCGACUGUCUUUCGACAAUGCGGGAAAAACCCCGGAGAACGACAGCGCUGCAGUGUCCAAUACGAACACGGAUAGCACACGCGGCAGCGAAAAGCACGUGCUAAGACUCGAAGUGUCGAAAGGAGAUCCGGAUCUGCCCCUUCUUCGCUAUGUACCUGACCAAAUGCCCUCCGUCGAAGAAGCGGUGAAGAAGGAGGAACACGAGGCACGCGAUACAUCUUCCACUGCUAAGGAGAGUACCGAGAAUUCUCCCGAUCAUUUUGUUUCAAGUAAUAUCGAUGGGACCGACGAGCACAAUACGGUGGACGUUUUACUUUGGAAUCACGCGUUGGACUCUGCUUUGGAGCAUAAAGUGCCGGGUUUUUCGGACGAAGCAGAAUUCAACGAGUACAUGGAUGUGUCGGUUCAACGGACCAACGCCAGCGCUCCAGAACUCACUGUGACCGCAGUGUCUACACCAGACUCGUCGCACUUUUGUAACGCCUAUUCGAUUUAUACCGCCAACGAUAACUUUUCUACGGUAGAAAACGUGGAGGUAGAGCGAAAGCCGUUAUCAAACGACGACGAAGAGGAAAGGAAGCAGUUAUCCACGCCAGACGAUGAGCAGAGUUCCGACUCGGGUUUCCGCGAUAAGGAAUCUUGCGAGGAGGAGGAAGCGGUUUGCCCAGCGUCCGGUAAUCUUCUUCCGCCUUCGGCCAACAAUUCUGCUGCAAUUUCGGAACCGUCGUGUCCGGAGGAAGAGCCGCUGCAAAUUCUAUUCGAACUAGAUACUAUUCUCGACGCGGAAUAUUACGCCACUCCUGCUGGCUCUGAAAGUAUUACGGGAGGUAUAACUUCCGCGUCUAGCGUCGAGAAAAACGUAUCGCCUAUAAAACAGAAUGUUUCUGAUUUAGAUCAAGUUUCGACGAACGUGGAUGAAAAUAAAAGGAUCGAUGUUGCCAAUUUCGAUUCAACACGAGCAAUCAAUACGAAAAGAGAGAGUCCGGAUCAUGUAAAAAUAAGUCAGGAAAAUUUGAUAGAAAUCAAAGAUAAGAUUCUUUCUGAAAGAACGGGAGAGCUGGCAGCCGAAGAUAAUGCUCAAUCGCGCGGCUCGGAAACGGAGGCUGUUUUAAAAUUGGAGGCAGAUACUUUCAAUACUCAACGAGACUCGGAGCAUUACUCGCAAGGCGACGAGAACGAGGACGAAGAUAGUUCGACGGUGAGUCUGCGUAGCGACAAUUCCUACGUAUCGUUCGGUAUGGAGGAAGAAUUCGUAACGGCGAUUCGCAACGAACUCCGAGAAAAGCUGCCUCAAGCUCAGAUGCAGAUUGUGGAAUCCCUGGAGGCGCACGACGAUGAGAAUCCUAGUGACGUGUACGGUAAACAGUGGGAUGACGAUGAUAACGACGAGGAUCCAUCCAAUCAAGUUAGCGGAGGUGUCGAUAUCGCAAUCAGAUACAACGUAUACGGAACGCCACUCAGUCCGAUCCUGGAGGAGCGGGAAAGCACCGUCAAUUCCGACUCUUUGAUGUCAAACUCCAGAGAAGCGUCUAUCGCCUCGAAGGACUCCGUGCCGUCGGAAGACGUGCUGUUAGUCGACACUCGUACAAACGAGAUGAUAUUAUUGGAAGGACUGGCGGAACGACUGCAAGACGAGGAUCGGGACACGACGAAUGGCGAUCUGUCCGAAGAGGAGAAUUUAGACUACACUUAUUCAAUAGCACGUCCGUUAGAGGACGGACCGCGUAUCGUGAAGUCGAGCGGUAGCGCGCCGUUGCCGAGUCCCGAGGACGAAACCAAGUGGCAGCAGUUACCCUCAUCGUUCCCGUUACCUUUACCCUUACCGCUGCAAGACGACUUGAUGUCGACGAGUUUUGGUACAGAACGCGAGUGUUACAGCCAGGAUGAAGACGAAGAGGAAGAGGAGGACGAGGACGAGGAGGACGAGGAGGGAGAGGAGGAGGACGAGGAUAACAGUUCGAGUUCUGGAGAAUUUGUAUGGAAAAGAUACAACGAACCGCAUAUCGAACAGAUACGAGUCAGGAGUACCACGAACAACGACGAAGCAAACACGGCGAGCGUCGAGCAGGAGGAGGAUUUGGGUGUCGAAGACGAGGAGGAAGAAGAGGAAUUCACGCCUUCAGCUUGGAACGCUGCGUUAGCGCCUCAUCGGUCGGCAUUGAGGUCGCCGGACAAAACGCUAAAAUCCGGGGAUGAGUUGGAUCAGAAAAAGAGCGUGUGGUUCAAGAAGCAGCGCUAUCACUGCGUGUACGAAUACCCGAAGGAAACGUUACCUGCGGACAGCCAGGCGGACAUCACUACUAAUUCGGAACCGACAUCAUAUUCUGAUUGGGAGGAAAUGAUGGAUGAACCACGACUGGAUCUGUAUCCUUUGGAUUACGAUGACGCCAAUCACACUGGAAACGAGGAGUUCUUCGUCACUAGUUCGAAUCGGCCGUUUCAAUUCCAGACGGGCGAGAGCAGGUACGUCAGCCAAUUUUUCCCGGGCGCAAAUGCGAUUUCGUUGUCGGACGACCGGGACGAGACGGAUAGCUGCCGGCGGGAGCCGCAACAGAACAACGUUGAUUUCGUGAACGAGUACGAGCAGUGUCAGCAGCAUCAAUUAGGAGAGUUAAGACACACUAGAGACCGUUUGAAGUUGAAUCUAGUAUCAUCGAACGGUACGCCGUCCGCUUCGUUCGUUCCUGUAAAGCAAUCGCACGCGGAUGACGAGCAAUUAGACGUUAAAGAGAACCACGAGUCGGAACUCACUGGGAACGUCAUGCAGGACCAAUGUAUCGUAUCAAGUCCAAUAAAUGACGAUAACACGUUGCCAAAGGUGCCUCACGAGGAUGGGCCCCGAGUCGGUUCAUCUUCUACAAGAAUUUUACAGUGUGAUAGCCAGGAGACGCUGGAGCCCAUCGAGAAGUGCAGUGUUUGAGCUCGUGACUCGAGUCCGUGGAAUGGAGACUUAUGAAAGACAGUUCAGUCCAAGUCCGUCCGAAACAAUCUCGUCGUGAGAAAAUGUGGUGAUUUUUCCUCGCUAAUCGCGCGGUUGGCCCGAUGGUUUUUUUUUAUCAUCGAUGAGAUUAUUACUGUGACACGAAUCUCGAACAAAUGUACAUAGCAAAAAGGCGUAGCGGAUAUUUACUCGAGGCUACAGUUGUCGAUCGGUUGUCUAGUGGGGAGUUUUUUUUUGUUAGCGAAAGUUGUUACAGUUGUUCUUAUAGUAAACGAACGAAACACGUGUCAAUAUAUAGAUAGUCGCGCGGCUUUACAUUGAUAAAGCUCACUACUCGCAUGACGGCUUGCGUCAUGAAUGGAACGUUUAGAUAACGGCCGGAGGACUGUAUAAAGUGGAUACAAGUAUUAAUUCUAGACAAUCGAUUUUUUGUAGGAGCUACAUCGAAAUCACGAUGAACGAUUUGUUGCGCGUGUAAAUAGUUAUUGUUUGUAGCGUGAUCGUUAAACGCGAGCAGAGUAGUGCCUACGUAGAACGAUACGAUUAUUUUUGUGACUCCUCUUACAAGAGACGCGUAACCAUCUCCCUUUUGCGUCACCGUUUUGCUUUACGAGCAUCCAUUAUCAUCACAUAAUUCAUGAUAUUAAUUAACAUUAUUAACAGAUCCGCUCUCUAUUAUCGAAGUAUUGCAUAGCAAAGUAUACAGAACAUACAAUCUCCCGCAUAUACUCUUGGCGAAGGAGGAACGUGAAGAUGAACGACUUGCACGACUAAUUUUUUACGCGAUAUAUAUAUGCGCGACGUAUCGAUAGAUUUUUACUUUUUAUUAGGUCUGUGAUGAGAAUACGAUACGUGCGUGUAUUAAUUUGUUUUAUAUUAGAAUCGAAAGAAGGAAGAGAAGAGAGCUCGAAUUGGAGUACUCGCGUGUAUUGUAAAACUGAAACGAGAAUCCGUCGAUCCGGUCCCCUCCCUCUCGAUACGUCAUACGAGAUCAUGAUACGUCUACAUCUGCCUUUUCCUUAUAACGACAUAACAGAAGGAUCAGAUAUUAUUACUUACUUUUACAGUAACGUAACGACGGUAGGUAGUUGUUGAUAGGUAACGGACUACGGUAUAUUCUUUGCUUCAAUACCGUGUGAGAAAGUGUGCAAUACAAACAAGUAACCAUUAAUCAAUCUAACAUGGCACAUUCUUGAGAAACGAGUAUUUCUACAAAAUCGCAAAUUUGCGCGCGACACGCGAACACGGACACGAUCAUGGAGUACCAGUUUUAGAGAAAUUUUUACAAGUAUUUGUUCUUUUGCAAUGAUGUACCUUAUUAUAUAAUUAUCCGUAUUGGAAACAUAGAGAGACUGCUAAACAAAGAACGAACCAAUGAAACAGUAUCGAACGCAAACGUAGUUUAGCGUAAUUAAAGCGGAAAAUUAAACAGGGGAAAAGGGGGAAGAUAUCUGUGCCACUAUAUUAUUUCACGAGUGUAUGCGAUAUUGAUAAAAAGAUAUACAAAUCAACUCGCGCCGCUGUCGUGGCACCACGAGUGCUGCCGUGUCUCUCGCUAUUACCACACCUAUUACUACUGAUACUGCUUUGUGCUCACUAUAAUAUAAGAUAAAAUAGAGAACAAUUAAUAUAUUGUUAUACA